CUGCACCACUCUUGAAUUAAGUCCAUUCUUUCAGCCCGCUCUCCCUCCGAGCGUUUCUGCUCCACUCAGCUUCAGAGAAAACUCUGCAUGUUUGUAUGUGUGUGUGUUUGAGCUCCUCCCGUGUGUGUUAAGGAGAGUUUUAUGUGUGUGCAUGGUUCUGUGUGUUUUUCUAAGUGGAGCUGAAGUGCAGCCGUUCAUCAGCGGAGUUGACUGCAGUCAGGGGAAUACUCAGAUCUCGCUGUGCUGCUUUUUUAACUCACACACCAGCUGCUUAUUGGACUUUUUUUAAACGACUGGACUUUCUUUUGCACCAAACUGGGAAUCUACAGCUGCUGUCUUUCAUUUCACCCCUCCAGGCACCAUUCCCAUCACUGGAAUUACGGAUUUUUCUCUUUCCACAGAUUUUUCCCUCCCCAGGAAUUCGUUUUGACCUUGAAUUUUUAAUCUUUCAAAAAUCCUGGUCUGUUACAUUUUAAAUCGCAGCUUCUUGGGAUCCUAUAACUUUUCUAUUAUUUAAAAAAUAUAUAUAAAAAUAUAUACUUGUUGAAUCCUGAAAAUGGGUGUUUUGGAAAAUAAAUUAACCGCUUGGUGAGCUUGUGUAGGUGUGCAUAAUAUCACAAGCUGGAAGUCCUGUGUCAUGUGGGUCCAUGUGUUUCAUUUUUACUUUUUAAACCAACGGGAAGGACUAUGAGACACUAAACAGCCUCAGGAGACCAUGAUGGAGACUAUCAGCCAGUCAGAAGCAUGUUGGGCUCAGGUGGAUGCUGAUCCUGAACCUUUCUGACUUUUGUUUCCUCUGAUUACUGAGAAGAAGAUCUCUGCCCAUGUGGAAUGGUUUUGUCCUGUCCUCGACGUGAGAGGUGAACUGUGACGUCCUUCAGGAGGGGACCAGUGACUGGAUUAUGAAUCUCCUCCAGAGGAAAUAGUGCAUUUUAUAGAUUACCCUAAUUAGCUUGGAGCCAACAGAAGAAGAUUUUGUCAAACUGUAAAAAAAAAUUUAAAAACAGAAAUAGAAGAACUAAUAUUUUUGGGGAAGAAAGAAGUUUGUUUAAGAAUUACCAAGAUGAUGACGAUGAUGAUGAUCACGUGCAGCUCUCUGUUGGUGCUCGGGAUGGCUGCUGCUCAUACUUCCUCCAGUACAGUGACUCGUGCUUCCUCUUCAUCCACAUCCUCCUCCUCUUCCCCCUCCUCGUCCUCCUCACCACGCAUGAAGCUUUCCUACAAAGAAUUGCAACAGUUCCACGGAGUGCGCCGUUUUGAGCUGGAGCGCUCCUGCUGCUUUAGCGCCAUGCUCCUGGACGAAGAGAGGGGCCGACUGUUUGUGGGAGCCAAGAACUUCCUGCUGUCACUCUCACUGGACAACAUUGCCAAACAGGAACACAAGAUCUACUGGCCAGCUCCUGUCGACUGGAGGGAGGAGUGCAACUGGGCAGGCAAAGACAUCACUUUGGACUGUGUGAACUAUGUGAAGAUUGUGCACCACUAUAACCGCACACACCUGUAUGCCUGUGGAACCGGGGCCUUUCAUCCUACUUGUGCGUUUGUGGAGGUGGGAAACAAAAUGGAGGACCACGUGUUCAGGAUUGAUCCAUCUAAAGUAGAGGAUGGGAAAGGGAAGAGUCCGUAUGAUCCUAGACACAAUGCUGCAUCUGUGCUCAUCGGUGAUGAACUAUAUGCAGGUGUGGCCACAGACUUGAUGGGACGGGACUUCACCAUUUUCAGGAGUCUGGGAAGACGCCCCUCAAUCCGCACAGAGCAACACGACUCACGCUGGCUCAAUGAACCAAAGUUUGUUGGCUCUUUCUGGGUUCCUGAAAGUGAAAAUCCUGAUGAUGACAAGAUCUUUUUCUUCUUCCGGGAAACCGCGGUCGAGGCUCAGGGUUUGGGAAAGUCCACUUACUCUCGAAUCGGACAGUUGUGCAGGAAUGACAUGGGUGGCCAGCGGAGUCUUGUGAACAAGUGGACAACAUUUCUCAAGACCCGUCUGAUUUGCUCGGUACCAGGAGCUGAUGGGAGUGACACAUACUUCGAUGAGCUGCGCGAUGUGUUUCUGCUGCAGACCCGGGACAGAAAGAACCCCCUGGUUUACACCGUUUUUUCGACUUCCAGCAGCAGUGUGUUUAAAGGCUCAGCUGUGUGUCUUUACUCCAUGAAUGACAUCCGGAGGGCUUUCCUGGGGCCUUUUGCUCACAAAGAGGGGCCCAACUACCAGUGGGUCCCUUUCCAGGGAAAAGUCCCGUAUCCUCGCCCAGGAAUGUGUCCCAGCAAGACAUUCGGCAGCUUUGAGUCCACAAAGGGCUUCCCUGAUGAUGUGAUCCAGUUCGCGCGUCACCACCCUCUGAUGUACAACCCUGUCUACUCAAUGGGCCGGCGACCCGUCUUCGUUAGGACGAACGUUGACUACAGCUUCACACAGAUUGUUGUGGACAGAGUCAAUGCUGCUGAUGGACAGUAUGAUGUCAUGUUCAUUGGCACAGACAAAGGGACAGUGCUGAAGGUGAUCAGUGUCCCCAAGGAGAGCUGGAACAACAUGGAGGAACUUUUACUGGAAGAGUUGGAGGUUUUUAAAGAUGCUUCGCCUGUCACAAACAUGCAGAUUUCCUCUAAACGGCAACAGCUGUAUGUUGGCUCCGACACGGGAAUCGCCCAGGUCCCUCUUCACCGCUGCAGUGUUUAUGGGAAGGCCUGUGCUGAGUGCUGCCUGGCCCGAGACCCGUACUGCGCCUGGGAUGGGACUUCCUGUACUCGCUACCUGCCAAACACUAAAAGACGUUUCCGUCGUCAGGAUGUACGGAAUGGAGAUCCUAACACCCUCUGCUCUGGAGACCACCACAAGCAUCGCGUGGCAGAGAGGAAGUUGUAUGGAGUAGAAGGAAGCAGCACUUUCUUGGAGUGCAUCCCCAAAUCCCUUCAGGCCAAAGUCACCUGGACAUACCAGAAACAACCACAGAACCCACGGGAAGAGGUACGUCUAGACGAUCGCAUCCUGCAGACGGAAAGGGGCCUCCUAAUUCGCCGUGUCCUAAAGAGAGACAUUGGCGUCUAUCAGUGCCAUGCCAUGGAGCACGGGUUCACCCAAACAUUGCUGGGUAUCACCUUGGAAGUUGUACCAUCAUCAUCAUCUCCCUCCAUCUCUAAUUUACCCUCUGAUGCACCAGUCCGAUUAGAUCCCCGCAGCGGAGGUGGUUCCUCAUUACCCAAUCAAAAGUUCUGGUACCGAGACUUCAUGCAGCUGGUGGACCACCCCAACCUCAGCACCGUCGACCAGAUUUGUGAGCAAGUUUGGGCACGGAAAAAUGCCGGCAGCGACCAGAUGGAUAAGAUUUUCCCUGCUGCCGGGAAGGACAUCCUGCCUCAGGGUCCACCUGUCCGGCCAGCGAAUAAGAAGUGGAAGCAUCUCCAGGAAAUCAGGAAGGGGAGAAACCGCAGGACCCAUGAUGGGAAACCGAACCCUCGGGCUCCACGCAGCGCAGGGGAGUAACGAAGCAGAGACUGAGAUGGAGAAAGAAAAGACUGGUGGGCCAAGAACUCAUGGAGGUCCUCAUACAUACAGUUACAUGUGUCUACGCCACACACACACACACACACACACACACACACACACACACACACACAUACACACACACACACACACACACACACACACACACACACACACACACACACACACACAGUACCUCCUGUAUUGUGUAUAUUUAUCUACGGAUUCUACGCGGUACAGCAUUCCCUGAGUCCUCAUCCCAGCUCCUGCAUGUGCUGCCUUACAGCCCAGACGUCCUCUGCACGAUCCCUUUACACCGUUCCACUAGAACAGUCCGACGAACAAGCGAGUACUUGGGAAUAAACACUCACUCAUACUCAUCUGUCAUUUCGAUGCCAGUGACUGUAGACGGAAGGCCUAUUCAUGGGCUCAUCCUAAUCUAAACAAGUAAACUUUGUAAUUUACACGGUAACCAGCAGCUUCCCAAACGCCUGGAUGAACUCGGUUCGGUUGUACUGAUGCAACAGACUCAAGAAAAAUGCUACAACUGGAAAAUGUUAUGGACUCAACUGGAACACAAAACAUGACUACUUCGUGCUACUACGACUAAUCGUGCGAGGAUUCACUUGUUUGAAACCCUGAUCAACUUCCUGUGGCCAUCUUGGUGCACAUUUUUCCAUUAAUUCCACUUUUCAUAUCUUUGUGCAUAGAUUAAUGAAUAGAUGCCAGCAACAGUGGAGCACAUUCGUAUGUCGCAAAACUUGUAUAUAAUGUAGGUUGCUUUUCCCUUUUUAACAUUUGAAGUUUUCUUAGGCACAUCGAGGCAUGUUGCAGCAAAAAAAGAAAAGAAAAGAAAAUCACUCAUGAUACGUAGGUGGUGCGGUUAGAGUCAGAACUGGUCCGGUUGGAUAUGGUUCUUUGCUGGUUAAAACCACUAGUGAACAGAGAGAAAGAGGAAAUGUUUACAGUGAAAACACAGUCAGAAUCAGCAUGGGGUGCAGUAGAGUUCACAUAUUAUCAUGGUUCUGCACAAAAAACGACACAUAAUAAACACUUGGAAGAGAGGAUGAGAUAACACAGAAAAAUGGGCAAAAUAUGCAAAAACGGUUCAAGUUGUAUAAACAAUUGCAGAUAUGCAUGUUUUAGACAUUGGAGAAAAAUGAGCCAGUGAGAGAAAACUGUUGUUGUUACAUAAGGUGCUGGUUCUGAUGGGCCGUGGUCUGCAGAGGGGAACAACUCCAAUAUGUAUUUUCAGCAUGGGAGGUGUCUGAAGCUUUAAAUUGAAAACAGCAAACAAACAGAACAAGAUCAUCAAUUAGGUUUUUUCUUAAAUUAUAUAUGAAUUGGCAAAUAAGAUCUGUCAUAAUUUAAAGCUUUCAUUAAAGAGAAGACAUGAAAAUGGGCAGAAACAUUAUUAUUAUUUUAUUCAAAUGUGUACUUUUUUCCUUCACUCAGUUCUAGCAUAACUAUUCUGUGAUAGAGUAACAUGAAACGUGCGAUUUAAGAUUAUUUUCUUUGUUCUUCACAGUAAAAUGUGCUCAAAGCUGCACUGCUUUACCCACAAUGCAUUUCCAUGUUUCCAAAUAGAUGACAAAAUCUCAAUCACCAUUGAAAUCACUCUUUGUGUGGAAUUAAAGUCCUUUAGAGGAUAAAAUUUGCUGCUUGGGGAUGUCACCUCUUCAACACUUACAGCUGGUACUAUAAAGUCGUCCUGUUCUAUGUCCUAUUGAUCUUACUCUUUAUUAAACUAAAGAAAGUUUGUCUACCAUAGUGUGUUUAGUCUGCCCCCUAGUGUUCAAUGUUUGUACAAGCUGUGGUACCAUAGUGUAAUAUAUCCUGGUCUGUCUACAGUACAAAGAAGGAACUGACGGGUGUGGAAUGACUUUUAAGUUGUCUGGGUUUUUUGCAGCUUUCACUACAAAGUCCUGGUUUCAGUAAAACUGGCUUUAAUUGGUGCAUUCAGUAAGUCACUAUCUCCAAAAGAGAAGCAGCAAAAACCAGUUCUGUGUGUGGAUUUUAGAUGUAUGAUAUCAUUGUCAUUGUUAUUUAUAUACCUUCUUUAUAGAUGUGUAAUUAACAGAACGUAUUGACGCCUACAAAAGGGACACUUUGCAUUUUGACACCACAAACAGGAAGAGGUCGAAACACACGAUUAAAUCUCUGAUUUGAAUUGUUGCAGGAUGCUCUUGAUUCGUGCAUUCCCCACCAAUGUGUUUAGACCUCAAUGUAAACCGACUUGAAAUGUCAUUACAUCACAUUUAAAUGAAAGAUCACUUCAAUCAUGAAUAGAACAUUCACAUGAUCAGUGGUGUCAAACUGAGUCUCCCUUUUUAGUCAGCUGUUGUUUUGUAACUGAAUUUGCAUGUUUAAGGUUUUAACAUAUUCAGCAAUGAUGGGGUUACAAGAAAAAAGCAAGAAAGUUAAAGAAAGCACAAUCUUAUUAUUGUUAUUAUUAUCAUUUUUAUGUAUUUAUGUGCAGAGAUAAACUUAUAUGUUGUGGUGGAGUUUUUUUUUUCCUUCUAAAUGUAGAUUUCCAUCUGUAUGGUACACGCCCUCUGUGUUUUUCAUCAGUGGAGAAGAGUCUCCGAUUAAAGUCUUGGUUGUUCAAACAGCCCGCCAA
Nothobranchius furzeri (turquoise killifish) is the source of this 6101-nucleotide messenger RNA. Lineage: Eukaryota; Metazoa; Chordata; Actinopteri; Cyprinodontiformes; Nothobranchiidae. The record is from RefSeq and is a predicted model, not a curated record.